ACUAAAUGUGUGGUUCACCUGAAACAGAGCCAAAGUUACUGAAUUGAGGCAACUGAAGAUGCUGCUGCUGUGGAAACAGCUGUUCCUGGUAUCACUCGUUGGCUGUCUUGGAGACCCUGAGAGCUCACGGACGAAGAUGAGAAGCACUGUAUCCGUGCGAGAAGGGCAGGGAGUGGUGCUGCUCUGCGGAACGCCGCCCCGUGCGGGAGAGUUGUCAUUUGCUUGGAUCUUCAACGAGUAUCCAUCGUUUGUCCAAGAGGACAGCCGGCGAUUUGUGUCUCAGGAGACCGGCCACCUCUACAUCGCCAAAGUGGAGCCUUCAGAUGUGGGAAAUUACACCUGUGUCGUGACCAGCACUGUGACAAACAGCCAGGUCCUUGGGUCACCAACUCCUCUCGUGCUGCGCACUGAUGGUGUGAUGGGAGAAUAUGAACCCAAAAUAGAAGUUCAGUUUCCUGAGACGCUUCCUGCAGCGAAAGGCUCAACUGUGAAACUGGAAUGCUUUGCACUAGGAAACCCCGUGCCUCAGAUUAACUGGAGAAGAACUGAUGGUAUGCCAUUUCCGAGCAAAAUAAAGCUAAGGAAAUCCAAUGGCAUGAUUGAAAUACCUAAUUUCCAGCAGGAGGAUGCAGGACUGUAUGAAUGUAUUACUGAAAACUCAAGAGGAAAAAACAUAGCAAGAGGUCGUCUCACUUACUAUGCAAAACCACACUGGAUCCAGAUGAUAAAAGAUACUGAAAUUUCCGUGGAGGAUACCUUAUACUGGGAUUGCAGAGCAAGUGGCAAGCCGAAACCAUCAUAUAGAUGGCUGAAGAAUGGAGACCAGCUGUCAGUAGAGGGAAGGAUCCAGAUUGAAAAUGGUGCACUUACAAUAUCGAAUCUAAAUCUGACAGAUUCUGGCAGAUACCAGUGCAUAGCUGAAAAUAAACAUGGUGUCAUCCAUUCGAGUGCGGAGCUCAGGGUUGUAGCUUCUGCUCCAGAUUUUUCCAGGAACCCAAUGAAGAAAAUGGUUCAGGUUCAGAUUGGCAGCACAGUUGACUUUGAAUGCAAACCAAAAGCUUCCCCCAAGGCCAGGUGUUCCUGGAAGAAGGGAGGUGAGCAGCUACACGAAAAUGAAAGAAUCACAUUAUUAAAGGAUGGAGGACUAAGAAUAACCAAUGUGACCAAAGUUGAUGCUGGAAGCUACACUUGUGUGGCAACAAACCAGUUUGGAACAGCCAGUGGGACGACAAACUUAGUAGUUACAGAGCCAACAAGGAUCACUUUGGCACCUUCAAACAUGGAUGUCACUGUUGGAGAAAGCGUCAUCUUGCCUUGCCAGGUUCAGCACGAUCCUAUACUGGACAUCAGCUUCACAUGGUAUUUCAAUGGGACACUCACCGACUUCAAAAAAGAUGCCUCUCAUUUUGAGAAGGUUGGAGGGAGUGCAUCAGGAGAUUUGAUGAUUAGAAACAUCCAGCUGAAACACAGUGGAAAAUACGUUUGUAUGGUGAAGACAGAAGUAGACAGUGUGGCAUCUGCAGCUGACCUUAUAGUACGAGGCUCACCUGGGCCCCCUGAACAUGUGAGGGUGGAUGAAGUAACUGAUACUACAGCUCAGAUCUCCUGGCAGGAAGGCACAGACAAUCACAGCCCAGUGACUGCUUACACUGUACAAGCAAGAACACCUUUUUCAGUUGGCUGGCAGCGGGUUACCACAGUUCCAGAUGUGAUUGAUGGAAAUACAUUCACAACCACAGUGGUGGAUUUAAAUCCUUGGGUGGAAUAUGAAUUUCGUGUAGUUGCCAGUAACAAAAUAGGAGGUGGAGAACCUAGUUUACCCUCAGAAAAAGUAAGAACUGAAGAGGCAGUUCCUGAAAUUCCCCCAGCUGAAGUCAGUGGGGGAGGCGGCAGCAGGUCUGAACUGGUCAUAACAUGGGAUCCCAUCCCUGAGGAGUUGCAAAAUGGAGAAGGAUUUGGAUACGUCGUCGCUUUUCGCCCCUUUGGCACCACAACGUGGAUACAGACUGUAGUCACCUCUCCUGACACGCCCAGAUAUGUCUUCAGGAAUGAAAGCAUCUUGCCAUUUUCACCAUAUGAAGUCAAAGUUGGUGUCUAUAACAAUAAAGGAGAAGGGCCAUUCAGUUCAAUAACUACCGUUUUUUCAGCUGAAGAAGAGCCUACUGUAGCCCCCACUGGUGUGUCUGUGACAAGCCUGUCCUCCUCUGUCAUCGAAGUCUCCUGGAAUGCCAUUCCCUGGAAGAUGAGUAGUGGAAGACUACUGGGCUAUGAGGUGAGGUACUGGAAUAAUGGAGGAAAAGAAGAAUCUUCAAACAGAGUUAAAGCUGCAGGGAAUGAAACUUCAAUAAGAAUAACAGGUUUGAAGAGCAACUUAGCAUACUACACAGCUGUCCGUGCCUACAACAGUGCUGGAGCAGGUCCCUUCAGUGCCACAGUGAAUGCUACCACAAAGAAGACACCACCCAGUCAGCCACCAGGAAACGUUGUGUGGAACGUUACUGACUCCAGAGUCAUCCUCAACUGGGAAGAAGUAAGAGCCAUGGAGAAUGAGUCUGAGGUGACUGGGUAUAAGGUUCUGUACAGGACAAGCAGUCAGAACAAUAUGAAUGUGCUGAACACAGACAAAACAACAGCUGAACUUCUGCUCCAGUUUAAUGAAGAUUACAUUAUAGAAGUAAAAGCAACAACUGAAGGUGGAGAUGGCACUAGCAGUGAUCAGAUCCUGAUUCCCAGACUAGCUAGUAUGGAUGCAAGAGGCUCUGGUCCAUCAACCUUGAACAUCUACAGUCUAUCUGGCAUUUUAUCGACAGUGUUUUCCUUCACUCUUAAUUCAGUGUUGUGAUGCUGCAUUUUCAUUUGCUAGAAGAAACAAAUUAUCAAUCAGUUAUUACAGAAAAGUGCUUUUUCUUAAAAAAACAAAGAAGCUGCAGUGGUUAAUGCAUGUUUUUCU
Messenger RNA from Lagopus leucura (white-tailed ptarmigan), 2950 nucleotides. RefSeq names its product contactin-3-like. The transcript has 20 exons. Gene Ontology annotation, molecular function: cell-cell adhesion mediator activity. Gene Ontology annotation, biological process: cell-cell adhesion; brain development. Lineage: Eukaryota; Metazoa; Chordata; Aves; Galliformes; Phasianidae. The record is from RefSeq and is a predicted model, not a curated record. Bases 59 to 2842 code for a protein of 927 amino acids.